Schizophyllum commune H4-8 is the source of this 681-nucleotide messenger RNA. RefSeq lists its product as uncharacterized. Bases 1 to 681 code for a protein of 226 amino acids. NCBI's taxonomy places the organism in Eukaryota, Fungi, Basidiomycota, Agaricomycetes, Agaricales, Schizophyllaceae. The transcript is spliced from 3 exons. The record is from RefSeq and is a predicted model, not a curated record.
AUGACCCAGAACAACAACCAACUCGACUCCCCCUUCGAGCUCAUCCAGCUCGGCGGCGCAGUCGGCGACGUCGUGUUCGUGUCUGCCCCGGCGACGGACGCCCAGCCCAACGCGCCUGUCGCCGCCUCCUCUGCCCACGGUGCUCCUCCCGCCGGCGCGAUGCUUCAAGUUGCAAAUGCCCCCGCCGCCCCUGUUGUCGCCGCGCCUGCCGCUGCCGCUCCCGUUGCCGCGCCUGCCGCUGCCGCUCCCGUCGCCGCGCCUGCCGCUGCAGCUCCCGUCGCCGCGCCUGCCGCUGCCGCUCCUGUUGCCGCGCCCGGUGUCGCAGCUCCCGUUGCCGCGCCCGCUGCUGGGCCUACUGCCGCGCCGGCUGCCGUCGCCGCCGUAGCCCCAGCUCCCCCAUUCGGCAGCCUCAAUCCUCUCGAGAAUCGCGCGGGCAUCCCCCUUGCGGUGGUGCCCUCGGCCGACCUGAUCUACGACCCCAGCACCAUCGUCAACGACGCCAGCAAGUACUACGCGAUUUCCCGCGGCCGCUGCAUCGGGGUUUUUGACAAGAGUUCCACCUAUGUUCGCGCUACCGCCCGCGUCUCCGGUCCCAUUUCCUGGUGCCCCGACACCCUCAAUGCGGCGUUGGAGUGGUUCAACGAGCAACGCGCAAUGGGCAUGUGCGAGAUAGUCGCCUGA